Molecule: messenger RNA, 782 nt
Organism: Scomber japonicus (chub mackerel)
Lineage: Eukaryota; Metazoa; Chordata; Actinopteri; Scombriformes; Scombridae
Product: hepatic lectin-like
Exons: 6
Coding region: 9-782 (257 amino acids)
Source: RefSeq, a predicted model, not a curated record
AACUCUGCAUGAUGAGCCACACAGAAGGUGAAGCUUUGGCCUCCCAACAACCUGCAGUGUCACGUGGAGGGUCAAAGGUCAGAUUAGAGAGAGUGGCCCUGCUGUUUCUCGCUGCUCUUUUGGGUGCAGCUAUCAUGGUUAUCUAUCGUCUCUGUGUGGACAACACUCAAACCAGGAGAAGUUUCAAUGAACUGAAAGAUGAGAAUGAAGCUUUGAAGAAAAAUUUUACAGGUAGGAGUUUGACACUUUCUACAAAGUCCUGUCCACAUUUCUCAUGCAGCUCUGCAAUGUUACCCUACUUCAAAGGUGAUUCAUGCCUGAAAUGUGACAAACACUGGGAGCAACAUUUAGGAAAGUGUUAUUAUUUCUCCACCAAACGUUCAUCCUGGGAAGACAGCAGACGUUUCUGCCAAGGCCGAGGAGGAGACCUGGUGAAGAUAGACAGCAGGGAGGAGCAGGAAUUCUUAGAGAAGAAAGUGUUAGACAAAAUGAGGAAUGAUGAAGACAGGUUCUGGAUCGGACUGACAGACUCAAAGGAAGAGAACAAAUGGAUUUGGGUGGACGGUUCACCGCUGAACACAAGUUUGUCUUUCUGGUUCGAAGGUGAGCCAGACAAUUGGAAAGACUUAGGGACAGAUCCUGCAGGAGAGGACUGUGUGGGAAUAGGAGAGAGAGGAGGAGCCAAAGACCUGAAGAGCUGGUUUGAUAGACAAUGCAAAGGUGAUCACAGAAGUAUUUGUAAGAAACCAGCGCAAACUGGACGUCUUCAUGUGUGUGUCUGA